GGGGCAGGGAAAGGCAAGGAAGAAUUGAAGUUUGCCUUAAAAAAAAUCAUCUGGCCUGUGGCAAGCAAUGUGGCCCUUGAUAACCUCCUAAUCAAGGAAAAUGCUCUGAGCGAACUGGACGUACCGUUUAGAGUAAAGGCUGGUCAAAUAGAUAAGCUUACUCUGAAGAUUCCUUGGAAGAAUUUGUACGGUGAAGCCGUCGUUGCAUCCCUAGAAGGCUUAUAUCUUCUUGUUGUCCCCGGAGCAAGCAUUAAAUAUGAUGCAGAAAAAGAAGAGAAAUACUUACAAGAUAAUAAACAGAAGGAGCUGUCAAGAAUUGAAGAAGCCUUGCAAAAAUCAGCAGAAAAAGAUAAACCAAAGGAACAGAAGAAAGAUACUUUCUUGGAAAAGCUUGCAACUCAAGUCAUCAAAAAUGUACAAGUCAAGAUCACCGGCAUCCAUAUUAAGUAUGAAGAUGAUAUCACCGAUCCGAAGCAACCGAUCUCUUUAGGAAUGACUCUGGCAGAGCUCAGCUUGCAGACCACGAAUGAAAACUGGACUCCUUGCAUUUUAAACGACGCUGCAAAGAUCAUCUACAAGCUUCUGAGCCUUGAUUCCCUGAGCAUCUACUGGAACGUGGAGAGCGAAAUGUAUUACCGCUCUUCCCGCGAGCAAAUCUUG
This is a messenger RNA of Thamnophis sirtalis, 660 nucleotides long. NCBI's taxonomy places the organism in Eukaryota, Metazoa, Chordata, Lepidosauria, Squamata, Natricidae. The record is from RefSeq and is a predicted model, not a curated record.